Caretta caretta (loggerhead turtle) is the source of this 5164-nucleotide messenger RNA. Its product is annotated as BAR/IMD domain-containing adapter protein 2-like. Gene Ontology annotation, biological process: actin crosslink formation; actin filament bundle assembly; positive regulation of actin filament polymerization. Gene Ontology annotation, molecular function: protein binding. The record is from RefSeq and is a predicted model, not a curated record. NCBI's taxonomy places the organism in Eukaryota, Metazoa, Chordata, Testudines, Cheloniidae. Gene Ontology annotation, cellular component: cytosol; nucleoplasm.
CCGCCCUCCCCCACCCGCUGGUGCUGCCCACCCCGCCCUCCGGUCCUUGCCUCGGGGCUCGCUGCGUCCCAGCUCCCGGCCGGUCCCCGGCGCCAGCAUGUCCCGCUCGGACGAGGUCAACCGGCUCACGGAGAGUGUCUACCGGGUGAUUCUGGACCAGUUCAACCCCGGCCUGAGGAGUUUUGUCACAAUGGGGAAGAGUUACCAACGAGCGCUCUCAGCAGGGGUGACCGUAGCGGCCAAGGGUUAUUUCGACGCCCUGGUGAAGCUGGGGGAAUUGGCCAGCGACAGCCAAGGGUCCAAGGAACUGGGGGACACCCUGUUCCAGAUGGCUGAGGUGCAUCGGCAGAUCCAGGUGCAGCUGGAGGAAACUCUGAAGCUUUUCCAUUCGGAGCUGCUGGCCCAGCUGGAGCAGAAACUGGAGCUGGAUGUCAAGUACCUGCUGGCUACCCUGAAGAAGUACCAGAGCGAGCACCGGGCCAAGGUGGAGGCCAUUGAGAAGUGUCAAGCUGAGCUGAAGAAACUGCGCAAGAAAUGCCAGAGCAGCAAGAACCCCCAGAAAUAUGGGGACCGCGAGGUGCAGUAUGUGGAGGUGAUGAGCGCCAAGCAGAGCGAGCUGGACUGCUUUGUGGCGGAGGGAUACAAGGGCGCCCUGACCGAGGAGCGCCGCCGGUACUCGUUCCUGGUGGAUCGCCAGUGCGCUGUGUCCAAGCACUUCGGUGCCUACCACGCCAAGGUGAAGGAGCUGCUGGGGGCCAAGCUGCCCGGCUGGCAGCAGUCCUGUGUCCAGCCCACCCGCCUGCCUGACCGCGCUCUGGCCCUGGUGAAGCAGACGGCCAACAGCCCCGCCGCGCCCGCCGUCUCCGACCCGCUGCCCGCCCCCCAGCCCCUGGAGGUGCCCCCGGAGCUGGCGCCCCUGCUGGGGGGUGGGGGGCUGGCCCUCAACCACCGCGUCUCACUGCAGGAAGCGACUCCGCUCCCCAACGGCGACUCUCACCGCACCCGGGGCUCCCGUGACCUGGGGCCCCCGCCUGCCAGAGAGCCCCUCACCGUCCCGCUAGGCCUGCCGGCCCCACAGCCUGCACCAGCCACGCAGACCCCCCCGCCGCCCAGGGCCAGCGACAGCUACUCCUGUACCCUGCCCAUCCCCCGCAAAGCCUCUGCGGAGACCCGCCUCGCCACGCUGACAGAGAACAGGACCCUGCCGCGGAGUGGGGUGUGGGUCGAGCGGCGCCGGGUGCAGGCCGUGUUCUCCCACGCACCCGGUGAGAGCAGCACCCUGCUCAACUUCCAGGAGGGCGACGUCAUUGCGCUGCUGGUGGCCGAGGCCCGGGACGGCUGGCAUUACGGGGAGAACGAGGCCACGCACAUGAAAGGCUGGUUCCCCUUCUCGUACACCCGUCCCGUCCCCCCUGCCGAGACCCCUGAGAAACCCCAUGGCAGUUUUCCCCUGAGCAAACUCAACAGCUGCAGCACGGGGACCCUGGACAAAGCGGGGUGCGUGGCCCCCAGCCCGGAGGGGGGCCAUGGGGGGGACGCCUUGCGCUACACCCCCUCCCCCCGCCCCAGCACCUUCCGCCAGCGCCCCUACAGCAUGAUGAACCCUGACCUGUCACAGUUAGCGAACGAAUUUGGGAGCCCCCUGAACUCCUCCCCGUCCAGGUCUAACCCCUUCGCUCACGUCAGGCUGAAGCGGACUGUGACCAAUGACCGCUCGGCCCCGCUGAUCCAGUGAGGCCCUGAGGGCGCCCGCCUCGCCCGCCGACAGCCCCCUGGGGGAGAGAUGCCAGGAGCCCCCCCCCCCCCGCUCAGGAAGGACUCAGGAGCUGGCGGGGGCCUCCCCCCCAAAUGCAGCCUGCAGCUCUCUCUAGUGGCUGCUUUGCAGAAGAGCAUCCCAAAAGCCAGGCCCCGUAUUGCGCAGCGGCCGGGGAGGGGAGGGGGUCGGGGUUCGAAUCCCGCCGGAGAUGCCUGGAGGGGGAGGCAGGAACGGAGCUGGGCCCUGGGGAGCCAGUGUGUGUGGGGGUGGGGGAAGGGAGAGAGAAGGGAGGGGGAGAGGCUGCCCCCCAAGACAGAAAUGCCUCCUGAGGGCUCUGCCUGCCCUAAAGCGACCACUUCUAUGGGCUACGUGUGUAUCUGUCCAUCCCCCCGUGCACCCCUCUAUCAUCCGCCUACACACAUCCAUCCCCUCUGUCUACCCCCCAUGCGCCCAUCCAUCUGUUUGUCCUCCUGUGCACACAUCCGCCCCCCUGCCCUCCCACCUAUCCAUCGGUCCCAGCUCCCCCAGGGGGGCUGCUGUGCCCUAGCUUUUCGCCAGUCCUUCGGAGCAACCCGUCAGUGCCAGGCCCCGUGCCCUUCCCCCGUUCAGAGACUGAGCCCCUGGGCUCCAGCCCCCCUGCUUCCUCCCGGGAGCUCUGCCCAGCUGGCCCGCCCGAGCCAGCCGCUGGGGGGAGCCCCUCACCCUCUGCAGUGCCCCCUGGCAGCGCUGCCCGGAUGUGGGGAGCCCCGAGGUUCGCCACCCACCGCCGCCUCGGCCCAUUGUCCCUGCAGGGCUCCAGGCUGGAGCGUCCCCUCCUUGGGGGUUAAUUGUCCAACAUGUAACUGGGGCAGGUGGCUAAUGGGAGGCUGGUUUUUAAGCCCAGCAUCAAUGCCAGGCCCACAGGGUGAAACUCGAGGGCAGAGCAGAAGGCGCUGAGAGGUGGGGGAAGGCGGGUCAGUGGGGAAGGGAAAUCCCUCUCUCGCCCAGCGGCUGGAAUCCGAGGGGGGCACCUGACAUGUGGCCAAGGGGGCGGGUGGGUCUAGCGUCCUUGGACAAGGCUCUGAAGCAAAGCAGGCCGGGCCCAGGGGGAAGGGGGCUGGUGGUGCAGUGGCUGGUGAAAAGACAGGAGACAAAGGGGAAAGGGGCCGUUUUCAGACCGGAGCACGGUCGAGCGGGGGGGUCCCCCAGGGGUCUGCGCUGUGCAGCGUACUCAGAAAGGCAAAAGGGGCGAACGCUGAGCGAACACGUGCAGACGAGACAAAAUGACUCCGGAUCAUUAAGUCCAAAGCGCCCGGUGAAGAGCCCCCCAAAAGAUCUCACAGACAGGGGGACGGGGCGUUGAUAAAUGCGACGUGGGAAACCGUUGUCCCAGCCGUACCCACGUGAGGAAGGGCUCUAGAGUUUCCGAGACAGAGAUGGUGGAGUCAGGAUCGGUCGCAGCAAACGCCACAUAAGAGGAGGCUGGGGACCACGAGGAAAGGGGGGAGAAUCGGACCGACAAUACCCUAAUGCCGCUCUAUAAACUGAGGGCGCGCCCAGCCCUUGAAUUCGGCAGGCAGUUCGGGUCGCCCCAGCUCCAAAGAGAUCUGUUAGCGUUGGGAAAGGUGUGGAGAAGGUCAGAGAAAUGAUGUGGGGCUGGCACAGCUUCUGGCUGAGGAGAGAUGAAAAGGACGGGCACUGUUCAGGUUGGGGGAGAGACGGCGAAGGGGGGAUGUGAGAGAGGGCUGUGAAAUCGUGACGGGGAUGGAGCUGGGGAACAGGGACGUGCUAUUUACCCCUUCACAUGAGGCGAGAACCAGGGCUUAGCAGAUGAAAUGACCAAGCAGCAGGUUGAAAACAAACCAAGGGCAGCCCUGUCAACCUGGGGAACUCCCUGCCGGGGGAUGCUGGAAAGGGCACAAGUUGAACAGGGUUCGAGAGUGGGUCCAGCACUGGUGGGGCAGGGAGGCAACCCAGGCUCUGGGUGUCCCUAAACCUCUGCCUGCCCGAAGCCAGGAGCGGUCGAUGGGGUGCUUACGCGACACCUUGUUCUGUUCCUUCUCCGUGACGCACCAGGCUCCGGCCACUGGUGGCAACAAGCCACUGGGCCGGCGGGACCUUUUGUUGGCCCCAGCGCUGCUGUUCUUCUGCGGGGGCCCAUUGGCUAUGUGGUUCCUCCGUCGAUCGGGGUCGCUUCCAGCUGCCCUUUUAACACCCCGUUCACCCCACCCUCUGCGGUCCGUGGCCCCACCCCCAUGGCGCCGGCUCUGUAACCCUUCGGCCCCCACAGGGGAGCAGCGCGAAGCACAGAGGGAAACAUGGGUCUCAAAAAUAUUACAGCAAAUUCCCAUUUCCUCAUGCCAUCCAUCAAUAUGAUCAUAGGUAUGUUUCCGUCUUCCACCCCACACCCCCUCUAUCCAUCCAUCCCUGUCUCUAUCCAUCCGUUUUCCCCCCCACCCCCUUAUUCAUCCAUCCUCCACCCCCCUGUAUCCAUCCCCCAACCCCUCUAUCUAUUCAUCCAUCCAUCUUCCCCCCAACCCCUCUAUCUAUUCAUCCAUCCCCCACCCCUGUAUCUAUCCAUCCAUCUUCCCCCCACUCCCUUAUUCAUCCAUCCCCCACCCCUGUAUCUAUCCAUCCAUCUUUGCCCCCAACCCCCUAAUUCAUCCAUCCCCCACUCCUGUAUCUAUCCAUCCAUCUUUCCCCCACUCCCUCAUUCAUCCAUCCCCCACCCCCCUGUAUCCAUCCCCCAACCCCUCUAUUCAUCCCCCAACCCCGUAUCUAUCCAUCCAUCUUCCCCCACUCCCUUAUUCAUCCCCACCCCCCUGUAUCCAUCCUCCAACCCCUCUAUUCAUCCAUCCAUCUUUCCCCCACCCCUGUAUCUAUCCAUACAUCCCCAACCCCUCUAUCUAUUCAUCCACCCCCGCCCCUUUAUCUAUCUAUCCAUCCAUCUUCCCCCCACUCCCUUAUUCAUCCAUCCCCCACACCCUUGUAUCCAUCCAUCCCUUCUUCCACACCCCCUCUGUCCAUCCCCUGCCCCCUCUAUCCAUCCAUCCCAGCACACCCCGCUCUAUGUCCAGCCCUCUCCAGCUGACACAAGUUGCCUGGGGUGGGAACAACCCAUGACACCCUGAAAAGUGCCUUGUCCGUUCCUAGCCCCACAGCUGGGGGGGGGGGGGUGCUGAGCCCUAUAACCCCUCUUCUUCUCCCCCGCCCCAAGACGAUGGCUGGAGAAUGCUGUAUUCAGAACUGCAUCAAACGGAACCAUGGAUGACCCCCGCUCCUGGGAGGAGGGCAGCACCCCCUGCUGGGCACAUGGGGGGGCAGCACCAGGCUGUGAGCUGGGGCGGGGGGUGGUGGCUGUUAGAGCCUUGAUGCUGCUGUGGGAAUUACACCUAGACUGAUAUUAAACUGCAUGUGUGUCUGGCUGUC